AUGCUCAAGAGCGCCCUCCGCGCCCUGGUGGACAAGUACCGCCUGACCAUGGUGUGCACCCCCAACCAGUCGGUCAUCCUCAGGGACAUCUCGCCGGAGCAGCGGGAGGGGGUGGAGGCGAUCCUCAACAGCUACGGUGUCAAGCCGAUCGAGCAGAUCGACCCCCUGACGCGUCUGUCGAUGGCUUGCCCCGCGCUGCCCAUGUGCGGCCUUGCCAUCACCGAGGCUGAGCGCCGCAUGCCGUCUUACGUGGAACGCAUCCGCGCCAUGCUCGACAAGGUGGGGCUGGGGGACGAGGAGGUGAUGGUCCGAAUGACGGGCUGCCCUAACGGUUGCGCGCGGCCCUACAUGGCCGAGCUCGCGUUCGUCGGAGACGGGCCCGACUCGUACCAGGUGUGGCUCGGCGGAAGCCCCGGCAACACCCGGACGGCGUACAUCUACACGAACCGGAUGAAGGACCCCGCGAUGGAGGACACCGUGGAGCCCAUCCUAACCGCUUACAAGGCAACCCGACAGAACGCCCCCGGAAAGAGCUACCCGGAGGCGUUCGGAGACUGGUGCCACCGUCUGGAAAAGGGGGGGGUGGAGUCGGCCACGGCGAAGGUGGCCAAGGCGGCGGCGGCAUGACCAGAGAGCUGAGCGCAUGUUCCACCACCGAGUUUUUUUUAGUUCUACUGGGGUGUUUGGUUGGUAGGUCUGGUUGUUUGAUGGAACGCCGAGGGGGGGUGGCGUUACUCGACGCUUGAGUUUCUCGCCUGUAGAUGAGGCUUGUUUGUGGUAGGAAGGGCCGAGAUUCAAGGUAUAUUGAAGUAGGUGAUUUGAUGACCGCGGUACAUGGCCGCAACAGACAAAUGCCUUGUCGUCGCUAUAACCUAGAUGCAUUUUUUAUCACAACAACGGCGGAGGUGGCGGCGGGGGGGUGUUUUCCUUACGGACCACGCCGUAGAUUGUUCAGUUCAAACAAGUCUGUAUUGAAUCUGAAGAAGUCGGCCAACUAGUCCCCCAUCGCCGUUGCAGGAAAAAAAACAGAAUACCAAAGGAAUACCAAAAAAGUGCGCUGCUUCUUCGGGAGUUGAGUAGAGUUUUUUGUUCUGCAUUUUUUCCGUUCCACGACUUCCUGGUUUUCCAAGCAAAGGUCGAUCUUCUCCGUGGUAAUGCUGUUUUGACGGCACAGUGGCUUUGACCUAAAGUCGGUCAUGACUCGCCAAUACGAGACACAAUGUGGUCCCAUUCCAUCCCGCAAGCUUUUCCGCCGGGCGGGUUGUUGUUGUUGCACCCAUUGGCUGUCACCACCGGCCGGAGUGUGGUGUCGUCAGGGGCCCCGGCAGUAUAAAACCAAGAGAGAUAGAGGGGGGGGGGUCGGCUUCGGAAGCCCCUGUUUGGUUUUUGUGGGAAAGGCGUCCCCCCCAAGCGGGUCGGUUAAGCAAUCGGGGGGGGGGGUCGCCGGUCGGGAUAGACCGAUAGCAUGAUGGCAUGGAGUGGCUGUGGGCCCGGAAUGUCUUGUUGUGUUUGUGUGUUUGUAUCUAGAGGUGGGUCUGCAAAGCUCAGGUAAACUGAGCUGACUCGAUCUUUUCCGCGCUCGGUGUGGCAGAGGCAGGCUUGUGGCACGCACCCUUUUUUUUCCCCGUCGAAUCGAGACAGGGGGGGGGGGUGCAAGGUGUAUCUAGCAGCGUGCGAAUUAAUACAGCGGAUGCGGGAGCUUCGCGGGGGCGUCUUUAGCAUUGUCGCUCUUGUCGGAGUUAUUACGGUACAAGGUGAAACUGGUGUGUUUCCGCGGUACGUAAAUGGAGCACGAGGGGGGUGGAGGCAAUUCCGAUAGCAGGAAGGGGUGGUGUUACUUUCAUCUUUUGACGCAUAGAAUAGGUACCAUUUUUUCCGGCGGAUUUGUUGUGCAGAUUUUUGCUUUGCAUUGGUGACGAGAGAGAAAAAACUUGUUGGGUUUCAGGUUCGUUCUGCUGCUGUAGACGGGGAAUCAGGGCACGGCGGUGUGUGUACUGAAGUAGACAAGUGUGGAUGCAAGAGGGCGGUUUGGUGUUUCAAAGAGGUUCAAACACAUAAAAGUUU
This is a messenger RNA of Ectocarpus siliculosus, 2064 nucleotides long. NCBI's taxonomy places the organism in Eukaryota, Phaeophyceae, Ectocarpales, Ectocarpaceae. The record is from the annotation of a GenBank genome assembly.